Molecule: messenger RNA, 882 nt
Organism: Ogataea angusta
Lineage: Eukaryota; Fungi; Ascomycota; Pichiomycetes; Pichiales; Pichiaceae
Exons: 1
Coding region: 1-882 (293 amino acids)
Biological process (GO): peptidyl-L-cysteine S-palmitoylation; protein targeting to membrane
Cellular component (GO): Golgi apparatus; endoplasmic reticulum
Molecular function (GO): protein-cysteine S-palmitoyltransferase activity
Source: RefSeq, a predicted model, not a curated record
AUGGUCCUUGGUGUGAUAGACGGGUCAGCGAGCAAAUUGGCCAUUUUUGUCAUUAUAACCUUACUUGAGGCCUUGUGUCUGAUAUCAUAUUACUUGGUCGUGGCGGUGGGUCCAGGCUCGCCCACAGAAUUCUCUGAGCUUUGCUGUCUCCAGCCUGAUCCUGCCGUCCGUCUUGAACCUCCAGAAUUUCUCAAGUCAAACACAGUAAUGGUGAAAAGAGAUGGAGGGUACCGUUUCUGCAACAAGUGCAAAGUUUGGAAGCCUGACAGAUGCCACCACUGCUCAUCGUGCGAACAAUGCGUUCUACGGAUGGACCAUCAUUGCCCAUGGUUUGCAGAUUGCAUCGGGUUCAAAAACCACAAAUUCUUCGUUCAAUUUCUUAUUUAUACGUCAUUUUACACGGGGCUGGCUACCUUUAUCUCAGGAUACUGUCUAUACAAGAUCUACUACCUGCAAAGCGUUUCUCUGGAUAAGUUCUCGUUGCACACUAUGUUUGUGUUUGUGCUGGGAGCCGUCAUGUGGCUGUGUGUUUCCGUGUUCACGCUGUUCACGAUAUACCAGCUACUAGUAAACAGAACGACGCUUGAAUCAUACGAAAGUCACGGGUAUCGCUCGAGCGGCAACUCGCAUGAAAUAGGAAACAUCUUUGAUCUUGGAUACAAGCAAAACUGGUGCUCCAUCAUGGGCACCACCUGGAUGGAGUGGCUGCUACCAAUCCGCACCUCUUCUGAGUACGGAUCUGGCCUCACGUUCCAAGUGAACGACUUGGUGUACCGCAAGCUACAGCAGGAGGUCCAGUUGCAGGAGAGACUGUCUCAGGAGAUUACAAACUACAGGUCGUUGCAGAAACAAAUCAACAAGUCUGCACUUCCUCCCGCAUAG